This is a messenger RNA of Striga asiatica, 1383 nucleotides long. The record is from the annotation of a GenBank genome assembly. Lineage: Eukaryota; Viridiplantae; Streptophyta; Magnoliopsida; Lamiales; Orobanchaceae.
AUGGUUCCUUCUUCCUCGCCGGAGAACCUGAAAAAACCUCCGCCCAGAAACACCAAUCCCCUCCGUAACGCCCUCACCGCCGUCAAGAUCCACGUCACCUCCCACCCCAGAUUCUGGCUCUUCAUCGCCUUCCUCUGGCUCCAGGCCCUCAUCAUCUCCGUCGCCCGCACCCCGCCGCCGUGCUUCCCCGACCGCUCCGCCCCCGUCCCCGCCGCCUUCCACCGGGAUCUGGUCCUCCCCGGCUGCACCGACCUCGACCCCUGGAACUGGGAGUGCGGCAUCAUCUCCAACCACGGCUACGGCCGCGCCGCCGCCGAGCUCCGCCGCAUCCUCCCCGGCGACCUCCACAGAUCCUGGUACCACACCAACCAGUUCACCUCCGAGGUCAUCUUCCACCACCGCGUCCUCCGCCACAGGUGCCGCUCCCCGUCGCCGGAUUCCGCCACGGCGUUCUACAUCCCUUUCUACGCCGGCCUCGCCGUCGGUAAGCACCUCUGGUCCAACGACACCUCCCGCCGCGACCGCCACUGCAAGAUGAUGCUCCGGUGGGUCCGGAACCAGAUCUACUGGAAAAAAUCCAACGGCUCCGACCACUUCAUGUCAAUCGGCCGAAUCACUUGGGACUUCCGGCGGCUGACCGACCCAGGCAGGUCGUGGGGCUCCAGCUUCCUCAAUAUGCCAUUGAUGCAAAAAGUCACGCGCCUCAUCGUGGAGAAAUACCCUGGAGACGAGAUGGACGUCACUGUACCCUACCCCACAGGAUUCCACCCCAAGACAAAAAACCAACUCACCGAGUGGCAGAAUUUCAUCCGGGCCUGCAAUCGGCCCAGCCUUUUCACCUUUAUCAAGGAAACAAAUGGCAAGUGGGCCCAAAAUGAUUUCCGGGCCCAACUAAUGGGCUACUGCAAGAACGAGCCCAGCUUGUGUCAGGCCGUUGACUGCGCUUUGACUGAGUGCCCGACUAACUCCUCAGUGAUUUUAAGUGCACUUUUGGGUUCUCAAUUCUGUUUACAGCCGAAAAUGGAAAGUUUUACGAGUCGCGCAGUUUUCGAUUGUAUGGUAUCUGGUUCGGUUCCUGUUUUUUUCACAAAGACUUCUUAUGAAGAGUAUGAUUGGUUUUUGCCGAGUGAUUCGGAUAGCUUCUCGGUUUUUAUAGAUGAGGAAGGGGUUAAGAAUUGCACGGUGUCUGUAAAGAAAGUUUUGUUGGGCUAUAGCAAAGAGGAGAUUCGAAAGAAGAGGGAAAAAGUGGUGGAGAUUAUACCGAGGAUAAUUUACAAGAAGCCGAAUGGGGAUAUCAAGAGUUUUAAGGAUGCUUUUGAUAUUGCUCUUGAUGGGGUAUUGGAGAGGAUUAAGGAGGAAAAAGAAUGGGCAGAUUUCUUAUGA